AUGACGAUAGUUUGCAUGGCCUCCUUCUCCCGGCGAAAAGCGGAAAGCACCCUGGAUAUGCAACGAACCUCAUCCGCCAACGACCGUCGAUACGCCGACAUCAAGAUGGUCAACCUUCGCACCCAGAAGCGCCUCGCCGCCUCCGUGGUCGGCUGCGGCAAGCGCAAGAUUUGGCUCGACCCCAAUGAGAUGACCGAGAUCUCCAACGCCAACUCUCGUCAGACCAUCCGCAAGCUCGUCAGCGAUGGCCUCAUCAUCAAGAAGCCCGUCACCAUGCACUCCCGUGCCCGCGCCCGUGAGCUGAACGAGGCCCGCCGCAUUGGUCGUCACCGCGGUCUGGGUAAGCGCAAGGGUACCAAGGACGCCCGUAUGCCCAGCCAGGUCCUCUGGAUGCGCCGCAUGCGUGUCCUCCGUCGUCUGCUCGUCCGCUACCGUGCCGCCGGCAAGAUCGACAAGCACCUCUACCACGAGCUCUACCACCUGAGCAAGGGUAACACCUUCAAGCACAAGCGUGCUCUGGUUGAGCACAUCCAGAAGGCCAAGGCUGAGCGCCAACGUGAGCGUGUCCUCAAGGAGGAGAUGGAUGCUAAGCGUGCCAAGAACAAGGCUCUCCGUGAGCGUCGCGCGGAGCGCGUCGAGGCCAAGCGCAGCGCUCUGGCCGGCGAGGCCCAGGAGUAA
Molecule: messenger RNA, 678 nt
Organism: Penicillium canariense
Lineage: Eukaryota; Fungi; Ascomycota; Eurotiomycetes; Eurotiales; Aspergillaceae
Product: 60S ribosomal protein eL19
Exons: 5
Coding region: 1-678 (225 amino acids)
Biological process (GO): translation
Cellular component (GO): ribosome; cytosolic large ribosomal subunit
Molecular function (GO): structural constituent of ribosome; RNA binding
Source: RefSeq, a predicted model, not a curated record